CUUCUGAGCGUGUACCGCGACCGGCGGACGUUCGAGCAGAGGCACAUCGUUUUCACCAGCCAGGCGCAGCUGCUGGACGACGGCUUCGGCCUCCGCCUGUGCGCGGGCCCGUGGCCAGCCAGCGGCAGCCCCGCGAGCUCGCCCCGGCGGGAGAGGAUGGUCCUCGUGAGCGGCGUCGGCCCCUCCGGCCUGGCCAGGGACGCAGGAGUCUUGCCCUGCGACAUCUUGGAGGGCUCAGACUUCAUGUGGAGGGUGCCCAUGUCCGCCGAGCUCCGCCCGCGCCCGUGCCCCUCGUCGGAGGAGGUGUUGUGGGCUAGGGACGAGGACUCUGCCAUCACGCUCCCCAGCUGGGCAUUCCCGCUCAGACUGAGAUUCUCCAGACCAGCGCACGCCAGCAUCUUGGCCUCCGACAGCUGGAGAUUUAUGGACCUCUCCGCAGGCUGGGCGCGAGCGGCCGCGCCGCCGCGGUCGUGCGGCGGCGAGGACGGCUGCCACCGGGCCGGCGCGGACACCGCCGAGGGCCAGGGCAGCGACAACAACCGCGUGGACACCGCCGAGGGCCAGGACAGCGACUACAACCGCGUGGACACCGCCGAGGGCCAGGGCAGCGACGACAACCGCGUGGACACCGCCGAGGGCCAGGCCGACACCGCCCGCCGCGUGGACACCGCCGAGGGCCAGGACAUCGACGCCAGCCGCGUGGACGCCGCCGAGGGCCAGGACAGCGACGCCCGCCGCGUGGACACCGCCGAGGGCCAGGACAGCGACGCCCGCCGCGUGGACACCGCCGUGGACACAGCCGAGGGCGACUCGGGUGAGUCCGAGAGUCAGGGCAGCAGCGUCGGCGUCGCGGACGAGGACCUGGCUGGCGCCGAGGACGAGGGCGAGAAACGAUUGGGCGCGUGGGACCCCUCGGACCGCGCGUCGGACCCCGACGAUUCCGACACCGAGUUGGAGACCGUCCUGACUCCAGAGGAAAACUACCACCGCGACUUGGAGCUUGCCCUGGCCUUGUCAAAGCAUGAUCACGCGAGCGUCGAAGUGCCCGAGCUCAUUGUCAUCGAGGACGCGGACUCCGAUCCGUACCUUCAGUCGUCGGGCUCCACGUGGGCCCCCGCGGGCCCGACGGCCCAAGUCUCAGCCCCGAGCUGCCCGCAGCAGCCAGCCGAGGCGCCAGCUCAGGCGCCAGCGCAGGAGCCAGCGCAGGAGCAGCAGGAGCCAGCUACGGCCGACCCGUACGCGGACGUUGAGCUCGCAGACACAUCGGGGCCGAUCGAACCCGAUGAUCAUCUGCCCUGGCUGACGGACCGUCUUCCAGGCACGUGCACGCAGAUGGAGUUGGACCAGAAGAAGGCGGAGUGGGAGGCCCAGCACACGGAGGCUUACGACGCGGACUCUUAUUUCAGAGCGUUGGCCAGCAGACUGAACAUCGACGGGGCCAGCAUCGACUCGCCGCCGCCGAAACGUCGGCCCGCGUGGGUGGAGAUGCCAGGAGACGAGCACCACCCGCUGCAGGAGAUGGGGCAGAUAGGAGUCUUGGCACUGGACUUCGCCGACUCCUCCGAUGAUAUCGAGAUGCGAACGGAGCCCAUCAUGAUGCCUACGGAGCCCCUUGACAAAUCAGAUCUCGUCGAGGCCCUGAACUUGGAGAUGGAGAGGCUGCAGAACGACGCCACGACAAGCGACAGCGUAGACGCUGCCGAGUUCACGAUGACGUCCUUCUUCCAGAGCGAGCUGAUCCGCAACGUCCACAAGGCUCGGAAGACCAAGCCCGAUGAGGAGGAGCCGAAGAUCGACCACCCCGACACGCAGCUCUGGAGCAGCCUUCGAGAGCGAGGGUUUGCGUUCUCAACCGAGAAGGUGAAGGGCAACCCCAUGGCAGGUAGAUGGGGCCGUGCGCUGAACGCCGACAAGAAGCUGAAGCAAGACUACAUGAAAGCGAAGGGCUACGUGAACAAGCAGAACUUUCGUGCCAAAUGGGCCGAGGGCGAGUAUGAGAAGUGGGAUCACGAGCACAAGCAGACGACUGAGGAGCGCCGCGUGCUCUCGGAGAUCAAGGACGCUGAGUGCAUGACUUUGGGAAGGGUCGCAUGGAAAUGCGGCGGGGGAAGGUCUGGCAUGCGCCAGGCGCAGAACUACUGCAGGAAGGCGGUGCUCAUGGGCGGCAUCUGGUGCAAGUGGGACGACAUGACGAGCACGCUGCUGUUCCUGUGGACCACGCACAAGCUCCGCGACACGUGGUCGAGGCCGCGGUCGAGUUUCGAGUCCUGGACCCAAGCUGCUGCCGUUGCCGAUCAGCCCGCAGCCGAUCGCCAAGCGCAGGACCAGGCCACUCCGCGGCCGUCUGGCGCCGACAAGAAGGACGGCCUCCAGCACUCCGAGCAGAAGGGCGCCAACCGCAAGAAGCGCGGUCGGGCCGAGACGGGCGGCGACGGUGGCGACUGCAACACAGAGGGCACGAGGGUGACGAAGAAGGCAGCCGACUGGCUCACCGCCGUCAGGAAGAUCCGCACCACGUACGUGCAGACCAUGGCCCAGGUCAACACGCUGAACACCCUCAUCAACAAGGAUGUGAACUGGAAGUGGGCGAAGGGUAAGGAGGUCCGCGGUGACUUGGAUAAGAUCGACGACCUGGUCAUGGGAAGGGUUGGGCGGGCGGCGAUCACUUCUUUCUUGAAGAACCCAGAGUCCUUCGAGUAUGAUCUAGAAAUGGAGGACCCCGUAGACUCGGCCAAGCUCAAAAAGGCAGCCCCGCUGAUCCUAGCCGUGCGGAAGGCCAUCUACCCGAACGCAGCGAUAUCGUCGGUGGCCGCCGCUGGCGCAUUUCAGAAGGUCGCAUCAGAGAACGAGAAGACCUGGCAUUUGGCUGACCAGAUAGACGACUGGGCCCAGAAGAAAGCUCUUCGACACGUUCAACAAAAUAUCAUCAAGAACAGGUGA
Prorocentrum cordatum is the source of this 2940-nucleotide messenger RNA. Lineage: Eukaryota; Dinophyceae; Prorocentrales; Prorocentraceae. The record is from the annotation of a GenBank genome assembly.